This is a messenger RNA of Microcebus murinus (gray mouse lemur), 2288 nucleotides long. RefSeq names its product cytochrome b5 reductase 4 (gene CYB5R4). Gene Ontology annotation, biological process: superoxide metabolic process. Lineage: Eukaryota; Metazoa; Chordata; Mammalia; Primates; Cheirogaleidae. The record is from RefSeq and is a predicted model, not a curated record. Gene Ontology annotation, cellular component: cytoplasm; endoplasmic reticulum. Gene Ontology annotation, molecular function: heme binding; cytochrome-b5 reductase activity, acting on NAD(P)H.
GUCAGAGCGCGCCUCACCCGCGGCGACCCCGGAAGUGGGCCGGGGGCUUGGCCUCUGCCCGGCCCCAGAGCCGGAGCGGGUGGUGCUAGCUGAGAGGGGUCUAGCCGAGCGAGCCCGUCCGGCGGCGGACCCCGGGCAGGGCCUGCGCAGGGGGUUCAAGAUGCUGAACGUCCCUUCCCAGUCUUUCCCGGCCCCCAGCUCUCAGCAGCGCGUCGCCUCCGGGGGGCGUAGCAAGGUACCUUUGAAACAGGGCAGAAGUCUUAUGGAUUGGAUUCGGCUGACCAAAAGUGGAAAGGAUUUAACAGGAUUAAAAGGCAGGUUAAUUGAAGUAACUGAAGAAGAGCUUAAAAAACACAACAGAAAAGAUGAUUGUUGGAUAUGCAUAAGAGGAUUUGUUUAUAAUGUCAGCCCAUAUAUGGAGUAUCAUCCUGGUGGAGAAGAUGAACUAAUGAGAGCAGCAGGAUCAGAUGGUACUGACCUUUUUGAUCAGGUUCAUCGUUGGGUCAAUUAUGAAUCUAUGCUAAAAGAAUGCCUGGUUGGCAGAAUGGCAAUUAAACCUGCCAUUCUGAAAGAUCAUCGUGAGGAAAAGAAAGUCUUAAAUGGCUUGCUUCCCAAUAGUCAAGUGACAGAUGCACUUGCCAAAGAAGACCCUAGUUCUCCAAGCUAUGACUGGUUCCAGACGGACUCGUUAGUCACCAUUGUCAUAUAUACUAAGCAGAAGGAUAUCAGUUUAGAGUCAGUAAUAGUUGAUCAUCAGGAUGAUUCCUUUAGAGCAGAAACAAUUAUCAAGGAUUAUUCAUAUCUUAUACAUAUAGGGCUAAGCCAUGAGGUUCAGGAAGAUUUUUCUGUGCGGGUUGUUGAGAAUGUAGGGAAAAUAGAGAUCGUCCUUAAGAAAAAAGAGAAUACUUCUUGGAACUGUCUUGGUCAUCCCCUGGAGAAUCAUAAUUCAUUUAUUCCAAGAAAAGAUGCAGGUUUGUACUACAGAAAGUGCCAGUUAAUUUCCAAGGAAGAUGUUACUCACGAUACGAAGCUUUUCUGUUUGAUGCUGCCACCAACCACUCAUAUUCUGGUGCCCAUUGGGCAACAUGUUUACCUCAAGCUAACUAUUACAGGUACAGAAAUAGUAAAGCCAUAUACACCUGUAUCUCAUUCCUUACUCCCAGAGUUCAAAGAACCAGUUCUUCCCAAUAAUAACUAUAUCUACUUUUUGAUCAAAGUCUAUCCUGCUGGACUCUUCACACCAGAGCUUGAUCAUCUUCAGACUGGAAAUUUUGUUUCUGUAAGCAAUCCUGAGGGCAAUUUUAAAAUAUCCAUCUUACAAGAAUUAGAAGAUCUCUUUUUGUUGGCAGCUGGAACAGGCUUCACUCCAAUGGUUAAAAUACUGAAUUAUGCUUUGACUAGUAUACCUAGUCUCAGGAAAGUGAAGCUGAUGUUCUUCAAUAAAACAGAGGAUGAUAUAAUUUGGAGAAGCCAAUUGGAGAAAUUAGCAUUUAAAGAUGAAAGAUUUGAUGUUGAAUUUGUUCUCUCAGCACCUACUUCUGAGUGGACUGGCAAACAGGGGCACAUUUCACCAGCUCUUCUUUCUGAAUUUUUGAAAAGAAAUUCGGAUAAAUCCAAAGUCCUCGUCUGCAUUUGUGGGCCACCGCCGUUUACAGAACAAGGAGUAAAGUUGCUGCAUGAUCUUAACUUUUCCAAAGAUGAGAUCCAUAGUUUUACAGCAUAAUGAAGAGCUGUCAUUGUCUUUUAUUCAACUAGUUUAUAUCUAAAUUUGUGAUUGCUUAGGGGUUUUUUAAGAGAACAUUUUUGUAUAUAAUAAAAGGUUAACUAGAAUUCAGGCUUCAGUUUCUUAAAUGAAAAUCAAAUGUUCCUUCAUUAUAGGUAACUUCUUGUCUUUUUUUUGUACCAUAACUUAUUUUACUACUGAUAUUUACCCUGGAAAGUCAAUCAUGGCAACAAAUACAUACAGGAUUCUUUGUUAUGAAUCUAAACUUUCCUUACCAUUUAAAUUGUAUAACUGUUCUACAAUAAGCACUUGUGUUUUAUGACAUGAUAAAUGAUCACUUUGAUCACGUUUCUAUGUUGUAAAAUGUCUUAUUAGCAAUACAGAUUAAAUUUUACAUUGCACUGUUAACUCAGGAAAUGAUCAUUUAUGUCCUUGUUAUUAAUAUUAAAACAUGGAAUGUUAUAACUUAUUAAGUGAUCCAAACAUCUGUGUGUGUGUGUGUGUGUGUGUAUUUAUAUGACAUUGAUGCAGAAUAGAAUAAAAUUAUUUAUACUUAAGUACUUUU